Messenger RNA from Lutra lutra (Eurasian river otter), 2360 nucleotides. RefSeq names its product lanosterol synthase (gene LSS). Gene Ontology annotation, cellular component: lipid droplet. The coding region runs from base 129 to 2330 and encodes 733 amino acids. The transcript has 22 exons. Lineage: Eukaryota; Metazoa; Chordata; Mammalia; Carnivora; Mustelidae. Gene Ontology annotation, molecular function: lanosterol synthase activity. Gene Ontology annotation, biological process: cholesterol biosynthetic process; triterpenoid biosynthetic process. The record is from RefSeq and is a predicted model, not a curated record.
UCGGCGCUCUGAUUGGCUGCAGGGCAUCGGCCCACCGCGCCCCGCGAGGUCUGCCGAGGCGCCUUAGCCGCGGCCGGGGUUUGGGACCUGGGGCGGGAGUGGCGACAGCGAGUAACGCGGCCGCGGUCAUGACGGAGGGCACGUGCCUGCGUCGCCGGGGCGGCCCCCACAAGACGGAGCCGGCGACCGACCUCCGCCGCUGGCGCCUGCGCAGCGAGCGCGGCCGGCAGACGUGGACGUACCUGGCGCCGGAGGAGGAGCCGGGCCGCGGGCCCACGGCGCUGGAGGCGCACUCGCUGGGGCUGGACCCCGGGAGUCACUUCAAGGCCUUGCCCAAAGCGGACACCGCCCGGGCAGCGGCUCUGAACGGGAUCGCGUUCUACGUGGGGCUGCAGGCCGAGGACGGGCACUGGGCGGGGGACUACGGCGGCCCGCUCUUCCUCCUGCCGGGCCUCCUGAUCACCUGCUACGUGGCCCAGAUCCCCUUGCCCGCGGGCUGUAGAGAAGAGAUGGUGCGGUACCUGCGGUCGGUGCAGCUCCCUGAUGGCGGCUGGGGCCUGCACGUGGAGGGCAAGUCCACGGUGUUCGGGACUGCACUCAACUACGUGUCUCUGAGAAUCCUGGGUGUCGGGCCUGAUGAUCCUGACUUGGUACGAGCCCGGAACCUUCUUCACAAGAAAGGUGGAGCUCUGCUCAUCCCUUCCUGGGGGAAGUUCUGGUUGGCUGUGCUGAACGUUUACAGCUGGGAAGGCCUCAACACUCUGUUCCCGGAGAUGUGGCUGUUUCCUAACUGGGUCCCCGCGCACCCCUCCACGCUCUGGUGCCAUUGCCGACAGGUCUACCUGCCCAUGAGCUACUGCUACGCCGUCCGGCUGAGCGCGAAGGAGGACCCACUGAUCCGGAGCCUCCGCCAGGAGCUCUACGUGGAGGACUACGCAGGCAUCGACUGGCCGGCACACAGGAGCAGCGUGGCCCCCGAGGAGCUGUACACACCGCACAGCUGGCUGCUCCGUGUGGUGUACGCAUUACUCAACCUGUAUGAGCGCUACCACAGCACCAGCGUGCGGCAGCGGGCCAUCCAGAAGCUGUACGAGCACAUCGUGGCAGACGACCGCUUCUCCAAGUGCCUCAGCAUUGGCCCGAUCUCGAAAACCAUCAACAUGCUUGUGCGCUGGUAUGUGGAUGGGCCGGCCUCCUCCAUCUUCCAGGAGCACAUCUCCAGGAUUCCUGAUUACCUAUGGCUGGGUCUCGAUGGCAUGAAAAUGCAGGGCACCAACGGCUCGCAGGUGUGGGACACCUCAUUUGCCAUCCAGGCUCUGUUGGAGGCGGGAGCACAGCACAGGCCCGAGUUUUCGUCUCCUCUGCAGCAGGCACACGAGUUUCUCCGACUUUCACAGGUCCCAGACAGCCCUCCUGACUACCAGAAGUACUACCGCCAGAUGAGCAAGGGGGGCUUCCCUUUCAGCACGCUGGACUGCGGCUGGACGGUUGCCGACUGCACCGCUGAGGCCUUGAAGUCCGUCCUCCUCCUGCAGGAAAAGUGUCCCUUUGUCACCAAGCACGUCACGCGCGAGCGGCUGUGUGACGCCGUUGCUGUGUUGCUGAACAUGAGGAAUUCUGAUGGAGGGUUUGCCACCUAUGAGACUAAGCGUGGGGGGCACUUGCUGGAGCUGCUGAACCCCUCAGAGGUCUUUGGGGACAUCAUGAUUGACUACACAUAUGUGGAGUGCACCUCGGCCGUGAUGCAGGCACUGAAGCUUUUCCAUGAGCGUUUCCCAGACCACAGGGCCGAGGAGGUCAGGGAGACGCUCGAGCAGGGCCUGGAAUUCUGUCGGCAGAAGCAGCGGGCCGAUGGCUCCUGGGAAGGCUCCUGGGGGGUCUGCUUCACCUACGGCACCUGGUUUGGGCUGGAAGCUUUCGCCUGCGUGGGGCAGACUUACCGCAGCGGGGCUGUGUGUGCGGCAGUCUCCCAGGCCUGCGACUUCCUGCUCUCCAGGCAGAUGGCAGACGGCGGCUGGGGGGAGGACUUCGAGUCCUGCGAGCAGCGGCGCUACGUGCAGAGCGCCACGUCUCAGAUCCAUAACACGUGCUGGGCCCUGAUGGGGCUGAUGGCCGUCAGGCACCCCUGCGUGGAGGCCCUGGAGAGAGGAGUCAGCUGUCUGCUUCGGAAGCAGCUCCCCAGUGGCGACUGGCCCCAGGAGAACAUCGCUGGCGUCUUCAACAAGUCCUGUGCAAUCAACUACACGAGCUACAGGAACGUCUUCCCCAUCUGGGCCCUUGGCCGCUUCUCCCGCCUGUACCCCGAGAGUGCCCUCGCCGGCCAGCCUUGAGGGCGCCCGGUGGGCGGGUGGGGGUGGGGG